Linum tenue is the source of this 1408-nucleotide messenger RNA. Lineage: Eukaryota; Viridiplantae; Streptophyta; Magnoliopsida; Malpighiales; Linaceae. The record is from the annotation of a GenBank genome assembly.
UGCAGUUUUUUUGGUUUGUUUUCUUCCCCAGUGCGGAAGAAAGAGAGCUUCUCUCUUUGGCUCCUGCUCCCUGUGAAGCUGCUGCGUCGUACCGGAUUCGAGGCGGUUGCACUCCGUUAAAAAGGUUCGUUCCUCCGCCGACUCUAGAUAUUUUUCUCUUAAACAGAGUUAAGCCGAUGAUCUGACGAACUAGUCGGGAACCUCUCGUUGUGUUGAAUUUCGGAGCUGUGGAUCUUCUCAUCUCCGGUCCGUUUUAUGCGUUUAUGCCUGGGAUGUGGGUUUUCGAGAUUCGGGUAUGGCAAUGUGGGGGAAGGAGAUGGAAUCGAUGGAGGCUCGAAUUGGUUUAGGUUUUGGGAUUAUUGGGUCGGUUCUGUUGCUGUCCAACAUGAGCUUCACGGGUCCUUCAAUGGCUUCUGGUGGUAAGACUGCUAGUAAAGUGUUUGAUUUCGGGAAGACGGUUGUGGUUAAGCCCAAAGGCAAGCACCAAGCUACUGUGGUUUGGCUGCAUGGCCUUGGUGAUAAUGGCUCAAGUUGGUCCCAGCUCUUGGAAACCAUCCCUCUUCCAAAUAUUAAAUGGGUAUGUCCAACCGCUCCAACUCGACCUGUAACUCUAUUUGGUGGUUUCCCAUCUACAGCAUGGUUUGAUGUUGAGGAACUUUCGGAGGAUGCGCCGUAUGACUUGGAGGGCCUAGAUGCUGCUGCAACACAUGUCGCUAACUUAUUGUCAACAGAGCCUGCUGAUAUUAAAGUAGGCAUCGGAGGCUUUAGUAUGGGUGCAGCGACUGCGCUAUACUCUGGGGCCUGCUUCUCGGUGGGGAAGUAUGCAAAUGGCAACCCGUUUACAGCUAAUUUGAGUGCAGUUGUUGGAUUAAGCGGCUGGCUUCCUUGUGCAAAGAGAUGGGGUAAAGAACUCGAAGGAGUGGAUGGAGCAGCUGACCGUGCAGCAGCCCUGCCCAUUUUGCUAUGUCAUGGAAAAGCUGAUGAUGUGGUCUCUCACAAAUACGGCGAGAAGUCAUCUCAUGCGUUGAGCUCGCUUGGAUUCAAAGACGUAACAUUCAAAUCGUACAGUGGACUUGGGCACUACACAAUCCCUCAAGAGAUGGAUGAGGUCUGCGCCUGGCUAUCGUCCAAAUUGGGGCUCGACACCAGCUCCUCAUCACUAAAGUGACAUGGGAAAUGAGAGGCUGGAAAGAGGGAGGGUCAACAACCUGAUGAAACAAACCAGUGGAGCCAAAAGUUCUAGACAUGUAAGGCUACCCUUUGGUGGUUCACAUUAUUAGUGUAUUGUUACUCUGCACUCUUUACAAUCAUGAGCUUGAUGUAAUUUAUUAUCCACUUUUGGAUACAUAUAUUCUCUAUGGUAUUUUGACAACCAUAAUGUACAAUUGAAUCGAUUGGUGUACUUUCU